Messenger RNA from Ostrea edulis (European flat oyster), 4491 nucleotides. RefSeq lists its product as uncharacterized. The coding region runs from base 150 to 857 and encodes 235 amino acids. NCBI's taxonomy places the organism in Eukaryota, Metazoa, Mollusca, Bivalvia, Ostreida, Ostreidae. The transcript is spliced from 5 exons. The record is from RefSeq and is a predicted model, not a curated record.
UAGGGGUGUCGGUAGUGUUGUGGCGAUGGUUAAACAAAGGAAAUAGAACUGAUGUACUUGAGAUCAAACUCGUUAUAGGGGAGACAAGUAGAUGCCACUGUACGAAGGAUUUGUCAAACAUUGAUCUGACCCCUAGAAAGUUCAAAGACAUGACCUGGACAACAUACGAACCUCGGAACUUCCAUAUUCGCGUGGCGUGCGAGACCGGGGUGUACUUGUGUGUGGAUAGAAACAUAACAUGUGUUUAUGGAUACCCUAUCAGAGAAAGACGAGAGAUGAGCUUGUUUAAAUUUGGCGUCCGGUUUUUUAAGUGCAAAGCAAUGGAUUCCAAGAGGCGGUAUCAGGCGUACUUUGGAUGCGUUUUUAUAUUCGAGGAUGAAGGUCAACUCUUCGACAUUUCUUCAACGCUUGGUGAAGAGUCCGCCGCUGUGAUACUCAAGCCACAUACAGCCUUCAGCCUGGAUAGCCCUGACGAGCGCUUUUUCUUAAUGCACGGGAUCGAAGACGGAGAUGACAUGUUUGAAUCUUUGAAUUAUGAAAAUAUGUGCAUGAAAAUUGAAAUUUCGUCCCAGAAAAUUGUGAUGCAAUACCUAGGAAUCUCAAACCCAGUGACAAAGAAAUCAUUCAAGAUUACUAAGCCUUCUUUCAAAUUUCAAACCUUUUCUAUAAAAGCUGCCAAAGAGCUGAUGGAGAGUUAUCCUGGUCACCAGAAGAAAUCGAAAGGAAGAGGAUUGCUGUUCCUCUGUUUUGGUAUCGGGGCGUCGUUCGACAUUUCCAAUGUUCCGUGUUUAGAAUGGAGUUCUUUCGCAUUGGAGGCGAUUAACAGUAGUGUUAGGAAAUCCAUCUAUUUGAAAUAGAUAUAAAUGUUUGUGGUGCCAGAUAUGUUUUUGAAGUUUAACAUCAAACGACUUGACAGAACUUUAUCAUGGUAUUCGAGUGCCCCUACCGGUAGAUUGGAAGGGGGAGUGUGAAGCGCCAUUUUCUAUGUCUAUACGUCUAUUUGUCCGUCAGUCAAAGUCAUAGGCGCUCGGGUCAUGGAUAAUGUAAAAAUAAAAAAAAAAAAAAAAAAAAAAUAGAGCUAUCGAACAAAUUUGAACUAUGGUUGUAACAUUUUUUUUUCAACUUCCAUGAUUUGGGUUUUUAUUUUCUGUAAUCUAUUUUGCUUAUUAUAUACUGGUAUGCUGUAAAAAUUUAAUUUCAUAAACGUUUGAAAGUUAAUUUCACCUACCGUAUACUAAAACAAAACUUUUAAAUUUACAUUAUUCGUGACCCAAGCGCCUAUGGUCAAACUUUGUUUCACUUCGUUUACAAGUUGUUCUCUUUCGUUGUCAUAAUUUGAAAUGUUGAUUUAAAACUUUUUGUGUAGUCUUCUGUGAAAUAGGAUUUUGGUUUUCAUUACUCGCUUUUACCAUCUUCGCUGGCCAAGGGUUUUUAGUUCACUCCGCUCCCCAUAUAUGGAAAUAACCAUAACCAUAAGUCAUACCCCUUUCGAACUUAGAAUUUCGAGCCCGUCUGUCCUGUUCUUGUCAAUACAACGUUGACAAGAACAGGACAGACGGACUCGAAAUUCUCUAAGACCACUCGACAGAAUUUCGUGAAACUUUGUCGUUAAUAAGGACACAUUGUGUAGUUGUGCAUAUUUCCUGAAAAUUCUGAUUCAAUAUUUUUUUUGGAGUUAUGCCCCUUUUAAACUUAUUAUUUCGAGGUCGUCUAGCACGUUCUUGCAGUAAUGCAUAGCAUUACCAUUCAUUAUGUGAGACAUUCCCAAGCAAUUUUGGGGCAUGUGAGCUUGCUUACUUUUUCUUUUUUCAUAAUCAUCGUGUUGUUACAUUUAAGGUGGCUCACUACACCUUGAAAUAGUUUAUCAAAUUAGUACGAAUUGGUUUAAUCAUAAAAGAUUUGAUGAUAUAUAAUAAGUAUAUAUGCCAAAAAGGCAGAAAAUACGCAAAUUUGGAUAAAAACAUGAUUUUCAAAAAAUUCAUUUCAACAUAUAUGAACAAAAGACUCUUGCGGAUUUGAACUCGAGAUUUGCGAUUCACCAACCCAAUGCUUUAACCACUGAGCUACGAUGAUGGACAAACAAAUCAAUCGAUACAAAUAAUUUCACAAAACAUUUAAAUCGCCUUCUUGUGACGUAGUGUCAUAACGAGUAUAAGCUUUAGUGUAGUGGGUGACCUUAAGACUGGUAAAAUUAUCCUUUAUGAAAGUAACAUGUAUUUAGUAGUCAAUUAUGUUUCGUUUUAUGUCUCUUGAGAUUUUUUCUCACUCAUAUUGAGACGUCACCAGCUGAAGGUAAAAUACCACAAAUUUAGACCUAUGCUACAGGUAUGAGCUCCGUACAAAAUACUCGAAAAAAAAUCAUAAUUGAAUAUUCCUUAAAUAACUAUGUUUUGGAUCAUGAUAUUAUUUAUAAAUAUUAGUCUGGGUUCCAACAAGAUGAUUCAAGAACAAAUCAACGUAUUGAAAUUUAUAAUACAAUUAUUCCAAAUCUUGACAAAGAUGUAAAGUUUAUAUUUUGUGACAUUGCAAAAGCCUUUGAUAGAAUCUGACACAUAGGUAUCUCGUUUAUAAGAUACAAAUCUAUGGUAUGUCAAAACAAAUAAUGAAAUGGGUAGAAAGCUAUUUAACCAACAGGUCACAUUGAGUGGUCCUAGAUGGAUUUACAUCUUCUCCAAGAUCUACACAUUCAGGUAUUCCUCAGGGAUCUCUUUUAGGGCCAUUUUUGUUCUUUAUUUCCGAAAAUGUACAAAAUAUCAUUCUUUGUUAUUAUGUAUGUUUACCUAUUUCACAAAAAUCUGCGAGGUAAAAAUUCACGGGCGCCACCCGAUGACUGUUUACUCAUCCAUUGUCUGUUCAUCACGCGUUUAUGAAUCUUCAUUUCAAUGUAUGUAUAUAUAUGGCGAGAAACCAUUUAUCUCGAUUUUAUUGUCAUUUGCAAAAUAACACUGUUUGUUGUGCAUAUAAAAUCAUUUGCUGUGUAUUGAGUGGUUUGUCUUGUUAGCUCACCCAAGCUGAAAGCUCAAGUGAACUUUUUCGAUCACUUUUCGUCCGGCGUCCGUCUGUCUGUCCCCUGUCUGUCCGUAAACUGUUUACAUUUUCGACUUAUUCUCCAGAACCGCUUGGCCAAUUUCAAUUAAACUUGGCACAAAGCAUUCUUGGGUAAAGCGCUUUGAGUUUGUUCAAAUGAAGAGCCGCCCCCUUAAAAGGGGAGAUAAAUACGAAAAUGCAAACUUGGGUAGGGUCAUUUAAAAAUCUUUUCAAGAAGCAUCGGGCCAGUAAAGUUGAAAUUUACAUGAAAGCUUCCUGAUAUUGUGCAGAUUCAAGUUUGCUCAAAUCAUGGCCUCCGGUGGUAUGGUGGGGCCACAAGAGAGAAUAAAGUUUUACAUGCAAAUAUAUAGGAAAAAUCUUUUAAAAUCUUCUCAAGAAUCACCGGGCCAGGGGAAAAAAUGGAAAUUUACAUGAGAGCUCAAUGAUAUAUUGCAAAUUCGAGUUCAAAUCAUGAUCCCCGUGGGUAGGGUGGGGCCACAAUAGGGGAUCAAAAUUUUAUAUUUAAGAUACAUUGAGAUUUUUUUAAAACAACCUUCUUCUCAAGAACCGCUGGGUCAGAAAAUUGGAAAUUCACAUAAAAUCUUCCUGACAUAGAGUAGAUUGAAGUUUGUUCAAAUCAUGGUCCUCGUGGUUAGGAUGGGGCCACAAUAGGUGAUCAAAGUUUGUAUGUAGGAAAAAUCUUUAUAAAUUUUAUCUUGAACUAUUUAAGCUAGGGCUUUCAUAUUUUGUUUAUACAUUCGUUAUGGAAGGACCUAUCAUGUGAUUUUACAGUGUGCGAUCUUGUGACCUCGACCUGGACGUUUGACCUACUUUUAAUAAAAUUGUGACCAAUUCAAUAUGUCCUGAACUAUUAAAGGUAUAUCUUUCAUAUCUUUUAUAUCAAUGUCUUAUAGUAAGACCUUUCAUUCCAUAUCAUGCCCUUUGAUCUUGUGGCUUUGAACUCUGAGUUGACCUACUUUUUAGAAAACAUAACCUAUUAAAUAUAUCCAGAACUAUUUUAGGUAGGGCUUUCAUACUUUGUAUAUAUAGAUUCUUUAUGGUAAGACAUUGUUAUACUUUGGUGUUUGACCUUGAGACCUUGAACAAUGACAGGGCCAAUAUAGCUCAGGUGAGCGAUAUGGCCCAUGGGCCUCUUUUAAUGCAUAUUGUUCGAUAACCGUUUAUUUUGCAGUUACGUCUGUUUGUCACAUACCAGACCGUUAAUGUGGCUUUCAUGUAUAUUUGUUUUGCAAAAACGUCAGUUGAUUAAGCAUGUAAUUGUCAUUGAAAUUGAACUUUUUUAUUUUCUCUUAUGUGAUGUUUUUGCCCUUUGCGCCACUCAUAGUCUUAUAAGGAAUAGAUAGAAAAUUAACUAUUUCUGAUUGUAAUUAACUGCCAGUUAAGGAAUUUUUCUAAGAAAUAAUUGUAAUGACUUACGAUAGAAGAAGCAAUUAAUUCUUCCAC